GGAGUGCAGUCUGCUUGAACUGAAACAACUCCCAAACCUCAGGCAAAUAAAGCAUCAACGUUCCGAAGAAACCCUCAGCCAUGGAUGCUGCAUUUCAGAGGAAAAAUGCUGAGAAUGCUAAGAGAUCAAUAUAUAUUGAGGAAAAAUUUACCACUGGUGAUGAAGUGACUCUCAUUUUCUCGUUAAAGGAAGAAGUUGGGGCCUUGGCCAAAGCCUUGCGACUGUUUGAGGAAAAGGGUGUGAAUCUCACUCACAUUGAAUCAAGGCCUUCCCGCUUCAAAAAGGGACACUAUGAGUUCUUCAUCGACCUGGACUGUAAAGAUAUCACUAGCCUUGAGGAGAUCCUCAACAGCUUGCGACAAGAAAUCAGCGGCACGGUUCAUGAAUUAUCACGGGACAAGAAAAAGGACACAGUUCCAUGGUUUCCUCGGACCAUUCAAGAUUUGGACAAAUUUGCAAAUCAGAUCCUGUCCUAUGGGUCAGAACUCGAUGCUGAUCAUCCUGGUUUUACAGAUGCUGUGUACCGAGCUCGCAGGAAGGAGUUUGCAGACAUCGCGUAUAAUUAUCGACAUGGCGAUGUGAUUCCCAGAGUUGAGUACACAGAGGACGAGAAAAGAACCUGGAGUAUUGUCUAUCGAGAACUGAAGACCCUCUACCCAACUCAUGCAUGCCUUGAACACAAUCGUGUGUUUCCAUUGCUGGAGCAGUAUUGUGGCUAUCGGGAGAAUAAUAUUCCCCAACUUGAGGAUGUCUCCAGAUUCUUACAGUCUUGCACAGGCUUCCGCCUGCGUCCAGUGGCUGGCCUCUUGUCUUCCCGGGAUUUCCUGGCAGGUCUGGCAUUCCGCGUUUUUCAUUCCACACAGUACAUCCGACAUGGGUUGAAACCGAUGUACACACCAGAACCGGACGUGUGUCACGAGUUGCUGGGGCAUGUGCCACUCUUUUGUGACCCAAAAUUUGCCCAAUUUUCACAGGAAAUAGGACUUGCAUCUCUGGGUGCUCCAGAUGAAUUUAUUGAGAAGCUUGCUACGGUUUAUUGGUUCACAGUGGAGUUUGGCCUCUGUAAGCAGAAUAACGAAAUCAAGGCAUAUGGUGCAGGUUUACUGUCAUCCUACGGAGAGCUGCAGUAUUGCCUAACAAAUGAACCAGAAGUGCGUGCCUUUGACCCAGAAACGACACACACUCAGAUAUAUCCGAUCACCAAAUUCCAACCAGUCUACUUUGUCGCUGAAUCAUUUGAAGAUGCAAAGGAGAAAGUGAGGAAAUUUGCUGCCACAAUCUCUCGGCCCUUCUCUGUCCGUUAUAAUGCUUACACCCAAAGUAUUGAAGUUCUGGACAACAUUGAACAGCUAGAGAACCUGGUUGACAGUAUCAGCAGUGAUAUGGGAACUCUCUACCACGCCCUCAGGAAACUUAAGUGAAAAUGGCAAAUCAUAAUUACUUCCUGUGAAAGCCAAGUUAUCAAUAAGCAUGCAAGAACUCUUUAAAAUUGUAUAGAAUGAGAACAGUGUACUCAACCAUCAAACUGAUCACCUAUGCCUGUCCAUCUCAUAUACAUUGUGUACAAUUUGGCUGAUUCAACUCACUCGAUCUUCCAAGUGAAGUAGCCCAUCUUAGGGAAAAUUUUGAAGAAGUUAGAGCCCUGUGACAUUUAUUUCCAACUAAAAGGUGAUUGUAAGGAUGUCAAUCCAACAUUAUAUCCCCUAUUCUUUAAAUUUGAUUAGUUCCAGGGCAAUGCAUCCACAGUCCUAAGGUAUACAAAAGGCUUUUCAGAAGUAUUGGAUCUUUGUCGACAGCUAUACUAAUUCUUCAUAACUUACAUUCUAUUCAUUUGCUUAUAUAGCAUUGAAGGAGACCAUUCAGCCUGUCAUACCAUUACUGCUUCAUUAAAUGAGAUGUUUAAUUAUUUUUACCCCAGUAGUAGGAUCCCCCAUAGACACAAUGUUCUUUUUUAAUUUUUCAAGAGUUUAUCCAAUUCCAAAUUGAAGGUGACUUUUGAAUCAAUUUCCACUAAUUAUUCAGGCUGUACAUUCUAGAUCACAGCAACUCAACUUUCAACUAAAAUGUAUCUCCAUUUUCUCCAUGAAUUAAUUUUCCAAUAACCUUCAAUCCGCACCCUCUGGUACUAACCUUCCUGCCAAAGCAAGCAAUUUUACUACAUUUAUUAUAUCAGAAACUGGUAUCAAUCUUCAGUAAAUGUGUAUCAAUCCCAUUUGAUUUAGUUUUGGUGUGGAAAUAGUUGGAUUUUCAGUGCUUAUGCAGAUCUUGAACAAACAGUAGUAAUUCUAAUGUAAUUGUGCCAAAUUCACUGCUUCUAGUCAUCAGGAAGAUGCAGUAAAAACUGGACAGUGCAUGAAUCCAACCAAUUUAGUUGAGCUCAUCAUUGACUGCAUAUAAUAACAUUGUGGUAUUGAAGGCCCCUUAGGACAGAGCAGAGCAGAAUUCAAGGUGUUAAUCAAAUCUGGAUCAGAGGAUUUUGCUGGGUGGGGGAACAUACUACUCUCUGACCUAGCUUUCAGCUUGUUCACUUUGAAAUUGGUGAUGGGAGGUGGGUGGAGAAUUUUCCAUGUUGAACCAAGCAAAUUGAAACACUCAAAACCCUUGGUCAAAUGAUGUCUGACAACCAUUUGAUUGUGUCUGUAUCUCUGACAAUGCCAAUAUCCCUCUGUACACUUGUCAACAGCCAUCGCAUUUGUCAACAUUAGUAAAUGCUAGUGUUCAUUCUGCCACAUGAUUUACAUAAACAGCAUAUGCCCCAGGACGGACCCCUGCAAAUGAACACUGCUGUACUUACAUUCUGUACAGUACACCACAGGUUCAUUUUGCAAAUCUGGAAGAUACUAAUAAAUGAAUUGUUUUGCUGGGGUUGCUUUCUUCUUCGUCAGCCCAAAUGUGAUUCUGAAUCUCUUAGAAGAGCUGUCGAGACCAUACAACAUUUCUGGCUCUUUAUGUUGCCCAGUAUCUGGGGUUACAGCUGGUUGAGCUGCUGUUAGUUAUAAUACAGGUAAUGUUACUAAUCUGAAGGCAACACCUGAGACCCUUCUGAGUAGAAGCGUAUUUAUGCAAAAUGGUUACAUUUGACUGCUUUGAAUGAAUUGGUUUUGCUCUUUAUUUUUCCCGUUUUGUUUUGUUCAUCUAUCAGUCCUCUUGUUAAACAGGCAUUUUUUUUUGUA
Molecule: messenger RNA, 3173 nt
Organism: Rhincodon typus (whale shark)
Lineage: Eukaryota; Metazoa; Chordata; Chondrichthyes; Orectolobiformes; Rhincodontidae
Gene: pah
Product: phenylalanine hydroxylase
Exons: 13
Coding region: 81-1421 (446 amino acids)
Biological process (GO): L-phenylalanine catabolic process; L-tyrosine biosynthetic process
Molecular function (GO): phenylalanine 4-monooxygenase activity; iron ion binding
Source: RefSeq, a predicted model, not a curated record